Protopterus annectens (West African lungfish) is the source of this 5649-nucleotide messenger RNA. RefSeq names its product MIS18 binding protein 1 (gene MIS18BP1). The record is from RefSeq and is a predicted model, not a curated record. The transcript has 18 exons. Bases 195 to 3983 code for a protein of 1262 amino acids. NCBI's taxonomy places the organism in Eukaryota, Metazoa, Chordata, Ceratodontiformes, Protopteridae.
CACCAAUCAGGGACCAAAACUUUCCGCUCCAAAUUGUAACCGUUGUAAUUUGUUAUAUGUGAAGAGACUUCUUAAAAAAUGAAACUUUUUUCCAAUAAGAUUUCAACCUUGUAUGAAUGAAGUCUAAAGUUCUGGUUUUAUUCCUGCCUCCAAAAAAAGUGUUUGAAGCUUGGUGAGCUCUUCAACUUUGCGUGAUGUUUGCAGCUCCAUCACUAAAGAUGGGUUUUUCUGCUCAGUUGAAAGAUGUGGCAAGUUGCAGAACCACAGAUACGCUUCAGCAGCAAUCUUCAUGUAAGGACAGUUCUUCAGGUUUUCCUAUUGCAUUAUGUGACGUUUUGAAAACUAAAGAUUCAUUGUUUCAAAGUGGUGGCAAUACAGAAAAUUUGUGCCAUGAAAAUGUAUACAGGAAGCAGAAAGACACAAAAACGAAGAGUCGAUUACGUUCCACACUACAACAGGAAGGCACUUUUUCUGCAAGUUCUCCAGAUCCCAUUGAAACUGAUUCAGAAACAAGUUAUAUCAGAAAAGUAUCUAUGCAAAAUCAUUUGAGUUCUGACACCAAAGGUUCUGUUUUUAAAAGACCGGACGUUUAUCCAGUAUGUGUUGAAUCUCCUGCUCGAAUAUUUAAAAGGAUGAAAGACAAGAUUAAUCAAACUAUGCAACCCCCUUCAAAAGUAGGGCAUUCAUUUAAUCAGUUGAAUUGUGCAAGUGAUGAACUUUUAUGUUCAAUUGAGAGAGAAGAAUUUUUUAAAGGUAUGUUGGAAAAAAAGGGCAUCAGUUUAAACACACAAGAGUCUUGCAAAACUGCGAAGAGUGUACUUCCUCAAGAGGAAGAAGUGAUUUUAGUACCAAGUGGAAACCAGAUUAAUGCAACAUCAACUAAACUGCUUGAAAGAGAACAGGAGUGUCUCUCAGCAAGUAAAAAUAAUGUUUCAUCAUCAUUAUAUGACCAUCUGAAACCAGAUUCUCCUGCAAAAACUUUCCUUCGUAUGAAACAGAAGUAUAAGGAACAGAGUAAAAAUGCACCAGCGAAUGGCACUGUGCAUGGAGGUGCAGUAAUAGAUUCAGUGCCAGAAGAUCAAACUCAGAACAACUCUCCAGUGGCUGAUGCCUCUUCCUGUUGCAGUACUUCAGACAUAAGUAACAAUGCAGAAAUGAAUGAGAAAUAUGGUGUUCCUUUUAAAGACAGCAAUGAUGGUGAUGAUGAAAUGUCUCGAAACCGUGUAAUCGUCAAAGAGAAGAAGAUUUUACUGCGGAAUAAAACUAACUCUCUCUUAAGAAACAAAGAUAAAUAUGAAAGGAAACCAACUUUGAGUGAUAUGCUAAAUAAAAGGGAUACCAAGGAAAAUUGUCAUAAAAUGAAUGCUUAUGUAAAGGAAGCAGAAAAAACAAAAAACAGUCCUAGAUUAUUUGAAUCUCACAUAGCAUCUAGCAUAUCCUUUACUGCUCCAAAACACAGACCAUUUAAGAAUCGUCAUUCAGAAGAAAGUAAUAUGAGCGCCACUGCAAGGAAAUUGACAUCUGAUUCUGAUACUCCAAAGGUUUCUGUAAUUUGUCUCAAUGACUGGGCUGUGAAGUUGGUCCACAAAAAUACUGCAGUGUUUGUUGAAGGAAACAGGCAGGAUUUGGGUGGUAUGUUGUGGCACAGCAAUGUUAUUACAGAACGUAUUAAAAGUAACCAGCUGAAAACUUUGACUGGUAACAUUUACAUCUUGAAAGGAAGGAUAAAUACAGCUGUCACGAAGCAAGAAGGGUUUUCAUCUGAAUUUAUUAAGAAAUUUACAUUUGGAUUUCCAGAAGAUUGGAAGAAACUUGUGGACUUCUUUCUUAAUCAACUCAGGAGUUCUCUACUGGUAAAGAAAGACCAUAAAUGUGUGAAACAGAAUGUUUCACCAUUACUAACCAGAUCCAGAAGACAACAUUUAAGAACUACUUCUGACAGUACUGCCGUUCAGAAAAUACAUGAAAGGAACAUACGAGAUUUUCAUGAAGAACAAGAAAAACUGUCAAAGAAAAAGCAGAGAAAUCUUCAGAACCAUGAGAAAAAUGCAGCACAAUUGAAGGAAAAAUCAGUCCGUAAUACUGCAGGUAAAGAAUCUGCAAAAGAAUGUCGUAAUGGAUUUGUGACAAGAAGCCGCAGUGGCAGAAUUAUUAAGCCCGUAAUGGAAUCCUGGAAUGGACAGCAGGAUUGUGAAAACAAAUUGUUACACAAGAUCGUUUCAACAACAGCAAAGAAGAUUUUAAAAGAAGCUUCUAGAACAUCAGAAAAAAAUGAGCUGCCCCAUGAAAAGCAUGUUCAACUUGGAUACAAGUCUAAUAGGAAAUCAAGCAUCAGGAAGCAAGAAAACUGUGAAGAAAGUUCUUUACUAAGUGAUAAUAAGACUGAACAGAGGUCCCAGAUAGUUCCCGUUGUUAUGCUGACACCAAUGGUUUCAAAAAAGCAUCUACGACAACGAUGUGGCCAAUACAAUUUAUCAUAUAAACAUGAUAGUAAUAUCAACUGUGAGAAUUUCAGUCUUUCUGAUACUGACAGCAGCAUGGAAAGGGAAUAUCCAAAUAAAGCCAAAGUUAGAAGUAUAGAAAAUUUACAGAACAAAAAACGUUUGAAGAAUUCUGCCCGAGACCAUGUAAUUGUUCAGCUUAAAGAUAAAUGUAAUGACCACAUGGAAGAAUCCAGUGAUGAGUUUUCUGCGCGUAUUGUGAGGAAGGCUAAAUCAUCAGUCAACAGACUCAGUUUAGAUCUUAAGGACCCAUGUGAAGAACCUGGAAAGCUACCUAGAGAGAAUAAUUUGAGUUGUGGGGAACCUAAAACCCUAAUAUAUAAAACAUCCGGUUGUAGUUCUUUAAGAAAUACCAACAAGCAGGAAGAGCAUGGAUUUCGUGCAUCAUAUGAUGUAGCAACUCAGAACAGUACAAGAAUAAUCUCUUCAUUAUCUGAACAAAGUCCUAAAGUGCAAGAUGACACAAUUAGUAGAGUUUUUCCAUUUGUCUGGCAAGAAAAAUUACAUUUUACGAGUGAGCCAUCACUUGAGGAUGUAGCUAAGCUACCACAAAUGGCUUUUAAAGGAAAUGAAGAGAAUGAAGUUCCUAAUAAGGAAAAAAGAAAAUCUGUUUUUUCAGAAAAGAGAAACAUGAAUAGGAUUUCAGAUCAUCAGACUUUUGACUCUGCAGCAGUUUACAAGAAUGUUGUAGAAAGGGACUCUGGAUUGUUUACAUUAACUAUUGGUGCUUCUGAUGAAGCAAAUUGGACUGAGAUUGAACUGGACAAACUUCAAAGGGCUGUUGCAUCUUUUCCAAAACACAAGAAAGGCUUUUGGUUGGAUGUUGCAAUGUUUGUGGGUACACGUUCUGCUGAAGAAUGCCAGCAAAAGCACAUGGAAAAUCAGCAAUCCAGAAGGUCUCGAAAGUCAACUGUAAACCGGAAGAAAAGUCCUAUUCAAAAAGAAGAUAAAGCCAAAGAAAAUGUAAAAAUAACAGCUAAAGUUGGGACAUUAAAACGGAAACAACAGAUGUGGGAGUUCCUUGAACAGCUCCCACAGGAAGAUCACGAUGACGUGUUUAGUGGAUCACCUCUUCAGAGCAAACGAGUGAAGUUACCCACCCUUGGAGGAAGCCAGGAAGAUGACGUUUUUCGGUUUCUACAAACUAAUCCAACCACCCCUUCAUCCACAGUGUUUCCUCUAGCAGAGACGCCAAAGUGUGAUCACAUAAGUCCUGGCAUGUUAGGUUCUAUAAACAGAUCCAAUAAUGACAGGUAUAUCUGUAGGAUGCAAAAGACUGGUCCAGGAAGAAAAAAGAGUGGUUGGGUUAACCUAAAAAGAAAAUCAGGUUUCUUUGCAACUCCAAAAGCGAGGAGGACAGCUGGAUUAAACAAAGGUGCUGGUGAAUCAUCAUCAGUUGUAGGAAAGCUGUUUAGCAGAGAAGUACACACUUAUUCGGAUGAAGAAGAAGAAUAUGAAGACUACUAUUUUACAGAUGACUGACAGAAGACUGCAACAUCUGUGGAAGCUAUGGAUAUACAUCUGCACCCUGCAUUUUUUAUCAAGUGUAUAUAUAACAAUCCUUUUUGCGUAGCGGACAAUUUUAGUAGUCUGUUACUGAUAUCAUAACAGUGCUGUAUUAUCAGCCUCUAAUUCUGUCAUCUUAAAGUUAGCUGAUAUUUUUUUACUAAUUACUUAAUUGCAGAGCUGGAACGUCCAGACCUCAUUCAUGUACCUUAAAGUGAACUUAAGUGACAUAUUCCAAGACUAGUUCUAUAAAAUUAGUAAUAAUAAUAAUGUAAUUAAAACACUUGUGCGUUUUUUUUAAACAUUUGAACAGUUUCUGUAAUAAAAAAAGGAAGUUGACUUCAAUGUCUUACUAUAGAUAUAUCACCAUGUCUAACAUCUGAUUGCAAAUGUUUCACAAUCAGUUUACAAAAAUGUUUUAGAAUUGCAAAUAUGGUUGCAGUUUAAAUUGUCAGUUUUGUGUAAAUAUUUCUUAACAUUGUUUAUGUCAAAGUAUGUUUUCUAUUUAUUAUUUUAAGUGAAUACACAAGAAAGACACUCGCUUCUUAAUAGCUUGCAGUCUCGCUCAUCUUAUUACAGUUGUAAUUUAAAUGAAGAGUUUGUUCUUUGCACUCCUACAACCAGAUACAGCUUUGGACAAGAGUCUAUUGAGCAACUAAUAUAAACGUACACAGACUUUUUUAUUUUUAUGUAUAAUUCUAUUGUGUGUUUUACUUUCCUAUUGCACUACUUUUAAAUAGUUUUAUUUAAUCUGUGUAUAUAUAUAUAUAUAUAUAUAUAUAUAUAUAUGUAUAGAGAGAGGGAGAGAUUCAACUUUUUAUUGGGUGUAUGAUACCUUGUUUAUGUUUGCAGCAUUUGGGCAUUUGGACCUGGGCAUUCAAGUGGAACUGCAUAAUGCUGGAUGCAAUUAAAACUCAUUCAUUUGUGUUAAUUCAUGCUCAUUUCAACAGCUAAACUCAAACUUCCCUUUCUCUUAAUGAGAAGAAAUUAAUCAUGCGCUAAACAUCUAUUGUAUAUUUAUAUGAAAAUGUUUAUGUUUUCAGUAACUUAAUUACAUGGAUACAGCUAUUAGGUCUAAUGUGCACAUUUCUCACAAUUUUAACAAGGCUGUUUGAAGCUCUUCAUAUAUUUUCUUGAAAUUAAUCACAGAUAUUUUAGGAAACUUUCUUGGGCAUUUUGUAGAUGUACAUUAUCAUUUUCUAGUCAGUUAUGAGUUGUAGUUUAUCCUCAUUUCCACACUUAUGCAAGUGUUUGAUUAGUUGGAAUACUGGUCAACGGUGUUAAAUCCUGCAUUACAGUACUAGCGUCAAUUCUGGGACCUUUUCUGUUUUACGCUGUUGUCAUUGAGAAGUUCACAUAUCCUCCAUCAUCAUCUGAACAAGACAAAUAUCGAUUAUAUUUAAAAUUGUGUUUUUAUUAGUAAAUAAGUACAUGGCCACCUCCAUCACACUGAAUAUUCUAAGGCAGAGUGCUAUCACUGGUACAGAAUUCCAGGGGAGAAGCGUUACAUAUUUACUGCAGAUCAUUUGUUAGCAGCAAUAGAGCAAGCCAUAAACAUCCUUGUAAAUGUAAUUAUGCAAAGGAGAUGCUAUAUACUGCAUUGCAUUUAAAAAGUAAAUUAAAAUUUUACUGCAACAAAUGA